This is a messenger RNA of Leguminivora glycinivorella, 2605 nucleotides long. Its product is annotated as probable peroxisomal acyl-coenzyme A oxidase 1. The record is from RefSeq and is a predicted model, not a curated record. Gene Ontology annotation, molecular function: FAD binding; fatty acid binding; acyl-CoA oxidase activity. Gene Ontology annotation, biological process: lipid homeostasis; fatty acid beta-oxidation using acyl-CoA oxidase. Gene Ontology annotation, cellular component: peroxisome. Lineage: Eukaryota; Metazoa; Arthropoda; Insecta; Lepidoptera; Tortricidae. The coding region runs from base 106 to 2124 and encodes 672 amino acids. The transcript has 13 exons.
ACAUAUCACAAUUAAUUUAUCUCUGAGAUAAACGCGCGCGCAUUGUAAACAAAUGAACUCAGUGAAUUCAGUGAUAGUUAGAUCUCGGGUCGCGCGCACGUCAAAAUGGUUGUGAGCAAGAGAGUAAAUGAAGAUCUGCAGAGAGAAAGGGACAGAUGCACGUUCGAUGUGCGGGAGUUGACACAUUUUCUGGAUGGAGGGGAGAAGAUUACAAAGUACCGGAAAGAUUUGGAGAACAGAGUCCUGAACGUCAAAGGACUAAGAGAUGAAAUUCCCGAAGAAUAUCUGAGCCACAAGGAGCGGUAUGAGAACGCAGUGCGGAAGGCGGUUAUCCUGCAUCAGGCCUUGGGAAACCUGGAUGAGAAUAACCUUAACGUGGAGGAGAAAGCCAGGUUAGCCCUCCGCACCACGAUAUCCUCAGCCAUCUUCAAGGACAACUCUCCUCUGAUGCUGCACUAUUCCAUGUUCACCAACGUCAUCACAGGGCAGGGGGAUGAGGAGCAGCAGGAAUACUGGCUGCCGAAGAUCAGGAAUAUGGAAAUUAUUGGGACGUAUGCUCAGACCGAGUUAGGCCACGGCACAUUCAUCCGUGGUCUGGAGACGACGGCCGAAUAUGACCCCAAGACUGAAGAGUUCGUUCUGAACAGCCCCAAGUUGACGGCUUACAAGUGGUGGCCUGGAGGACUGGCCCACACAGCGAACCACUGCGUCGUGAUGGCUCACACCUACAACCGGGGCAAAAGCUGCGGCAUCCAGCCCUUCAUCGUCCAGAUCCGGGACUUAGAAACCCACAUGCCAAUGAAGGGAGUGAAGCUGGGAGAGAUAGGAGCCAAGCUGGGCUUCAACACUGUCAAUAAUGGGUUCUUGGGAUUUGAGAACCAUAGGAUACCUAGAGAUAGGAUGCUGAUGAAGUAUUCUCAGAUGAAGAAGGAUGGCACAUUCGUGUCAGGACCCAACAGCAAGCUAAUCUACGGAACCAUGGUCUACAUCAGAAUGACUAUCCUGUGCCUCAUGGGCAACUGCCUCGGCAAGGCAGUUACCAUCGCCACGCGGUAUGCGGCUGUUCGGAGGCAGUCGCAACCUAAACCUAAUGAACCAGAGCCCCAGAUCCUCGACUACGUGACGCAGCAGCACAAGCUGUUCGUGUCCAUAGCAACCAGCCACGCGUACUACAUGAACUGCUACCGACUGUGGACUAUUUACAAGAAGGUCAACGAUGAGCUAGCCACCGGGAACCUGGAGAACUUGGCUGAGCUGCACGCCCUUUCCUGCUGUCUCAAGGCCACAACCACAGCAGACACUUCAAUACUAGUGGAGCGCUGCCGAACAUCUUGUGGAGGUCAUGGAUACAUGCUGUCCUCGAAUCUACCACAGACUUACGCCAAUGUAACUGCAGCUUACACUUAUGAGGGGGAGAAUACUGUUCUCCACUUGCAAACUGCGAGGGCUUUGAUGAAAGCUGGUACGCAAGUUGCAACAGGACAAGCGGUGAGCCCGUCCAUGGCUUACCUGGCCAACCGCAACAAGAUGACCAAAUGGGAUAAUUCUGUCAACGGCAUAGUUAAGGGAUUCGAGAAAGUAGCGGCCGGGAAAGUGGAAGCGUGUCUGUACAGCAUGCAAAGGCACAUGAACGACGGCAAGAGUCAAGAGGACGCGUGGAACCUAACUUCGGUGCAGCUGGUGGCCGCUUCCGAGGCUCAUUCGCGAGUGAUUCUCCUAUCAGUUUACAAGUCAGAACUAGAAGCGACCUCCUUCGCUCUGAGCGGGGAAACGAGAACAGUACUACAUCAACUGUUAGAGCUAUAUGCGAUCUACUGGGCCCUGGAACGACUGGGUGACUUAUUACUGUAUACCCCCAUAACCGCAAAGGACGUGCAAGAGUUGCAGCAGCGGUAUGAGACGCUUCUGGGGAAGAUCAGACCCAAUGCCGUGGGUCUGGUAGACGCUUUUGACUUCAGAGACGAGGUCCUCAACUCCGCUCUGGGUGCGUACGACGGGCGAGUGUACGAGCGCCUCAUGGAAGAGGCCCUGAAGAGUCCCCUCAACGCUGAACCCGUCAACCAGAGCUUCCACAAGUACCUAAAGCCCCUCAUGCAGGGGAAAACGGUACCUCAUAAACUAUAAACUUCUUACGUCUGAACUGACAGUUUUUUUAUGGCGUGCUAGCAUGAGUUACGUUCUAGCACGCGAAUCCACAAUCCACAGGUCUUGAGUUUUUGCGCGAAUUGCAGUACGUAUGGACCUGUGCGCGAGGAUGCCACUCAUUCUAUACAGUUGAUGUUAAAAACUUCUACUCAAAGCGGAAGUUGAACAAAGUUGUAUCUACGUUACAAAAGUUACUCUAUACUUACUGUGGUACUUACAUUUUUUUUAAUUUGUCUGAUAAUAACAUAUUGGUGAUGGAAAUUGGCCAAAGAAAGGUUGUGAAAUUUUAGGUGUUUUAAUUGGAAAUACAUUUUAAUUUAGUUGGAAGAGAUUUUUAUACGAUAUCUUGAUAUUUAGAUGUGAAUAUGUUCUCAUUCCUUUCCUUGGGAUGAUUUAUAGAGGUACCAAAAUGAAAAGUUUGUUUUUUCUGUAUGUAAAUGUAUAAAACAACGAAAGUAAA